CGCAUCGACGGACAGACUUUUUCUCCGGCGAAUUCUCUCCGGCAGACUCCCUCCGGCAACCUAAAAAAAUGUACCAGUGCGUUAAAAAGUGUACCAAUCCAUUAGUCUACUGGUAAUUAAUAUACUAGUGCUAGUGGUACGCUACUAAUGCGUUAAAAAAUGUAUCAGUACUAGUGGUACGCUACCAGUACAACGCUACCACUACCAUUGGUAGCGGUACCAGUAGAGAAUAAAUGUACCACUAGCACUGGUAGCGCUACCACUAGCAUUGAUAGCGAUACCAGUAGAGAAUAACACAAAAAUAACAUAUGAUAGUGGUACCAGAUGAUAGUAGUACGCUACCACUACCAGCUACCUUAUGGUAGUGGUAGGUACCACUAUCACUGGUACGCUACCAGAAAAAAAAAUGGUACCAAUAAAAAACCAGAUCUAGAAAAGGGGAGUCGGUGACGGGAGAGAGAGGUAGGGGAAGAGGGUGACCUCGUGACGGCGGCAGUGGUGGGGGACGAAGGGCGGCGAGAGGGCUCCGACGGGGAGAGGAUGGUGGUGACGAGAUGCGACGAGCCUGCGGUGACGAGAUGGCGGUUGAGAUGGCGGUUGACGCUCGACAGGCGGCUCAAGGCGGAGGGGCGCCGACGCCGGCGGUGGAGAUGGCGGAGGGCUCUGCGAGAGAGGGAGGAGAGACAAUGAUGGCUACAGGAGAGAGGGAGGAGAGAGAGAGGGAUGAUGGAGGAGUUAGGGUUUUUUUCUUUUUAUAUGGUAGGGUGAAUGAUUGGGUGUGGUAAAUUUUUACCCUUCUAAAAAUUUCAUUCCUUUAAUCUUAACCGUUAAAUUAAAAAAAGAAAAAAGAAACAGGAGAGAGAACGUAUCCAAAGGCUAUGAAGUGGGUUGUCACCGUAUCCCAUCCCUCAAAUGAAGGGUAUUAGUUGGACUUUUAAGUUAAUAGAUUGGAUUUGUUAGUAAACGGUAUAUGAUCCACGAUUGAAACUCUCCCAACAACUCGAGUUAUUGGGAUCAACUGGUUCUUGACAUGGUAUCAGAGCCUUCUGUGACCGUGAGGUCUUGUGUUCGAUUCCCGGUGACCCCAUCUGUUUCUGUUAAGCACACGGUGUUCGGAAAUUUAAUUUGGAUUGAUUUAAAAAAAAGUGAAUAGAUUGGAUAAAAUAGAAAAUUGUUA
Molecule: messenger RNA, 1177 nt
Organism: Linum trigynum
Lineage: Eukaryota; Viridiplantae; Streptophyta; Magnoliopsida; Malpighiales; Linaceae
Source: the annotation of a GenBank genome assembly